AUGAAUACUAUCGAUGAACAAGUCCAUGAUGCUGUAAGUGAGCCAUCCUUUUCCUCUAGGACUCCACUUUUCAGCUCCAUCAAUCGUUCCAGGCGCAAGAAGCUUUCUCCAUUUAUUACCUUCCUAAUCGUUCUUUUAAUAUCGAUUAUAUGCACUGGACUGGCAGCCUUCUUCCUUGUCAAGACGAGACAAGCUCGCAAUUUUAAGUCUGGACUCGUUAAGCAUAUUGAGAAGGAGUACUCCAACCUGGAGUCCGUCAAGAAGGUCACGCUUCUUGACGAUUUGGUUAAAAUUCACAGCACUAAAAAAAUUUCGAACGAUGCCGCACUCGAGCUCGACAUGUACUACUCCUUUGACCUUUUUACUGUAAAGCACGGAAGGAAGUAUGCUGACUUUAACAAAAGAACUGACAGAUUCAUUAUAUACAGAGAGAACUACUUGAAAGUUAAGGAACACAAGGACGAUUCUCCAUACACAGUGGAAUUAAACAAGUUUGCGGACAUGAGUGACGAAGAGUUCAUGAAGCUCCAUUACGAAAUUAAGCCUCCUAAGUACUUCACUCCAGUUGCUAAGCACGCGCAGCACCAGAAGAGGUCGCUCGCCAACUCACUCUAUAUAUCAAAGCUUAAGCGCGCCAAGAAAAUCGACUUUGAAAUAAACGACCUUAGCGAGAUAACCGGAGAGGACUUGGACUGGAGGAAAGCAGAAGUGCCCACGCCAGUCAAGGAUCAGGGAAGAAACUGCGGAUCAUGUUGGGCCUUCUCCUCUGUAGGAGCCGUCGAGGCUCUGUACAAGCUCUACAAGGACAAGACCUACGACCUGAGCGAGCAGGAGCUCGUCAACUGCGACCAAUACAGCAGCGGAUGCAACGGCGGAUUGCCUUACACGGCGCUCGAGUAUGUUCACUCAAAUGGCAUUAGCUUUAGCUCCGACUUGCCAUACGACGGCAUAGAUGAGCCAUGCACGCCAAACGAUCUCGAGAAGGUGUUCAUUGACUCACUUGUAGUCACCACAGGCUCUGACAUUUUAAACAAGUCUCUGGUCCUGUCACCAACUGUCGUUGGUAUCGGUGUCGACACUGAAUUGAAAUUAUACAAAUCUGGAGUUUACACCGGAAAAUGUGCCAAGGAACAGAAUCACGCAGUGCUCCUUGUCGGCGAGGGAUUUGACCAGGAGACCAAUAAGCGAUACUGGGUCAUCAAGAACUCCUGGGGAGCCGACUGGGGAGAGGACGGAUACAUAAGGAUGGAGAGAACCGACGAAGGAGCCGACAAGUGCGGAAUCUUGACGUUCGGAUUAAACCCAGUGGUGUAUUAA
Theileria orientalis strain Shintoku is the source of this 1317-nucleotide messenger RNA. RefSeq names its product cysteine proteinase precursor. Gene Ontology annotation, molecular function: cysteine-type endopeptidase activity. Gene Ontology annotation, cellular component: lysosome. Lineage: Eukaryota; Apicomplexa; Aconoidasida; Piroplasmida; Theileriidae. The coding region runs from base 1 to 1317 and encodes 438 amino acids. The transcript has a single exon. The record is from RefSeq and is a predicted model, not a curated record.